CACUUAAUUUGUUAUUAACAAAUAAAGACUAGAUGGAAUUGAAACCUCUAAAUGUAAAUCAAUCCAAGUGUCAAUUUGAGCAUCCCUCAUAGUAAAUAUAAAGAGUAAAUAUAUCACAUCCUAAUUUGAAAAAAAGUACUUCCUUUUAAAAGGGCGCUUUGACAAUCAAAAUGGAGCUGCGCGCUGCAGCCAAACAUUACGGUAGGAGAGUCUCCAGGUACAGGUGCAGGUGAUUGACAGGUGAGAGAGGUGUCGCAUCAGGAGGCACCGCGAGGGCAAAGGGAAGGUAGCCUAUAGACUGGAUUAUUUCAUGAGCCUACAGGCACUGGUAUGGAUGUUAGAGGUCGACGGGAACAUUAAGGACGUCUAUGGAGCUGUGUGGUCCCAACAUGAGUGAGAGUGGAGGCUCUCUGUGCCAGGUGAAGCAGCUUCCCUGCCACAGCGUCCCCCUUUGUCGCCUGCAGGCCGGUGGACAUCACAUGCACAACCUCCCCCACCUCACCCACCCGCCGUGGGCCAACCACCCAGCCCCAGCCGUCGUCUCCAGCCCGGCUGUGGCCGUCCGACACAGGGUAAAUGGAGCCACGGCGGCCAGCUGCAGCGGCCCGGACUGCACGGCCUCUAGACUGGAGGAGGAGGUGGCACUGGCCCGGGGUACCUCCAAAGGGAAGGUGGUGGUGACAGGAGGAGGGGGAUAUUUUGGGUUUAGGCUGGGGAGGGAACUGGCCCGUCAGGGGCUGUCAGUGAUCCUUCUGGACAUGAACAAGCCUCCCUGUGAUGUCCCUGAUGGUGCAAUCUUCUAUCAGAGUGACAUUCGAGACUAUCCUUCCCUCUAUAAAGUGUGUGAGGGAGUCGACUGUAUAUUCCACACAGCGUCUUACGGCAUGUCCGGACCAGAACAGCUGCGGAAAGAGCAGGUGGAGUCAGUCAACGUUGGAGGGACGAAUAAUGUUAUAAACGUCUGUAAGGAGAGGAGCAUCCCCCGGCUGGUGUACACCAGCACCAUCAACGUGGUGUUUGCGGGGAAACCAAUUGAGGAUGGUGAUGAGGAUUCGGUGGCGUACGUGCCCCCCGACGUGCACAUUGACCAUUACUCCCGAACUAAAGCGAUUGCAGAGCAGAUGGUCCUCUCAGCCAACGGAUGCUCCCUGAAAGGAGGAGAACUGCUGCAGACCUGUGUCCUGCGACCGUGUGGCAUUUAUGGACCAGAGGAGAGGAGACAUCUUCACAGGGUGAUGGUGAACGUGGAGCGGCGGUUGUUCAGUUUCAGGUUCGGGGACCCCCAGGCCAGGAUGAACUGGGUACACGUAGACAACCUGGUGCUGGCUCACACUCUGGCAGCUGAGGCUCUCACACUGAAGAGGAGCUGUGCUGCUAGUGGACAGGUCUAUUUCAUUAAUGAUGGAGUUUCAGUCAAUCUCUUUGAGUGGCUGACACCUUUGUUUGAAAAGCUGGGCUACAGCAGACCAUUGAUAAAUCUCCCUGUUUCACUGGUCUAUUCAGCAGCCAUCCUGGUGGAAUACUUGCAUGUAGCUCUAAGGCCGGUGGUAACAGUGCCUCUACUUUUUACCAGAAGUGAGGUUAGGAACAUUGCAGUAAGCCACACUUUCAAGAUCGACAAGGCCCAUCGAGAGCUGGGUUACUGUCCGAAGCCGUACAGCCUGGCAGACUCUGUGGAACAGUACCUGAAGUCCCAAAAGCCUUGCUCCACCUCACCUUUUUUCAACCUCUCCUGGACCUCACAGCACCUCAUCCUGCUGCUGCUGAUGGGUCUCAUUCUGGUGCUACUAAUGUUAUCCUGCAUAUUCUGUCAGAACUAAACAAUUUUUGCAGUACUGGAUGGAUGGCUGCACUAUAAGCUGUCUCAGGUAUUGUAAUUUAAAAUAAGACACUUCACUUGUUUGUUAGGAAAUAAAUUGUUUUGCUUCUUUUUUUUUCUCAUGAAGGUGAUGGUUUAUUCUCACCACAGAUGACAGAUGUAAUAGAAUAUGCCCUAAAAUAAGUUUUCAAAGUUCAAAGUUAUGGAAUAUCCCUUUGAUGUAAGUACAUGUAUUAUCUCUCCACCUUAUUGACAUUGGUAUAUGUGUAUCUAAUUUCAAAAUGAUGAAAUUACCGGGCUGCUGAAAAGUAUUAAACUUGAGUUGUGUUGUCUACAGUUGAAGUUACUAUGAUUUCAUUAAAAGGAAAAAAUACAUAGCUUUGUAUUACAGAUAUUCAAAUUUUAAUUGAUUGUAUGUAAAGCAUGUUACCAGUUUCUAUUAUAAAGAUUUGUUGAGAUUUACAUCUUUAGAAUUUAGUAUUUAACUGGCAAUUUUGUAAAC
Seriola aureovittata is the source of this 2321-nucleotide messenger RNA. RefSeq names its product short chain dehydrogenase/reductase family 42E, member 2 (gene sdr42e2). NCBI's taxonomy places the organism in Eukaryota, Metazoa, Chordata, Actinopteri, Carangiformes, Carangidae. Bases 369 to 1820 code for a protein of 483 amino acids. Gene Ontology annotation, biological process: steroid biosynthetic process. The transcript has 12 exons. The record is from RefSeq and is a predicted model, not a curated record. Gene Ontology annotation, molecular function: 3-beta-hydroxy-Delta5-steroid dehydrogenase (NAD+) activity.